AUGAGAGGUGAAAUGAUUGAUUCAUGUGGCCAGUUAGACGAGUCUUAUAUAGUGUUUAAUCCAAGCUUAUCGACAGAACAAAUACAAUUUCUUGAAAAUCUCACAUCAAGAGAAUUGAAAAAGGAAUUUGACUUGUUCUUUAGGUUCUUUGAUUAUCGGCCUACUGGUAAUUUACUUCGAGAUAUCAAUCUGUUCAUGAAGAUAUUAGCAGAUGAAGAUUUUGAAACUCCAUCACCAAUAUUUGAUUCCAAAGAGGUUAGCAAACUGCAAAAGAAGCUUCAAUCCAGGUUACUUCGUUAUAUAUUUGAAUAUUAUGAUGGAGAUGGAUCUGGUGUAAUUGAAAGAGAUGAACUAUUAAGCUUCAUGCAAGACGUGCAGGAAGCUCUCUCAAAGAAUGGUGAUGAAGAUAUUUCGGAGGAAGACAUUUCAGAUUUAGUUGAUGAAAUGCUGCAUGAUUGUGAUGUUGAUGGUGACGGUAACAUUAGUUAUCAUGAAAUAUUGCCACAUUUACCAGCUUUAUUUGCACGAAUGAGGCACUAA
Molecule: messenger RNA, 540 nt
Organism: Naegleria gruberi
Lineage: Eukaryota; Heterolobosea; Eutetramitea; Acrasida; Naegleriidae
Exons: 1
Coding region: 1-540 (179 amino acids)
Molecular function (GO): calcium ion binding
Source: RefSeq, a predicted model, not a curated record